Molecule: messenger RNA, 378 nt
Organism: Lentinula edodes (shiitake mushroom)
Lineage: Eukaryota; Fungi; Basidiomycota; Agaricomycetes; Agaricales; Omphalotaceae
Exons: 3
Coding region: 1-378 (125 amino acids)
Molecular function (GO): oxidoreductase activity
Source: RefSeq, a predicted model, not a curated record
AUGAAGGUAUCGGACGGGGAACGAGGUGUCAUCGUGAUGAUUGCUAGCACAGUAGCUUACGAAGGCCAGGCUGGUCAGAUCGCAUAUGCAGCGUCAAAAGGCGCCAUUCGGUCAAUGACAUUGCCUAUGGCUAGAGAUAUGUCCAGAUAUGGAGUGAGAGUCGUUACGAUAGCCCCUGGACCUUUCAAGACGCCCAUGACAGGUCAAUUCUCGCAAUCCAUGACGGAUAGGUUAGAAAAGGAAGCGGUGUUGUUCCCGAAGAGGUACGGGAUGCCAGAGGAAUUCGCGGCAACGGUGAGGUGGAUUUUAGAGUGCCCGUAUGUCAAUGGAGAGACGUUCAAGUUGACCGGUGGGACUCGAGUUCCUGCCAUGCUGUAG